Argiope bruennichi is the source of this 875-nucleotide messenger RNA. RefSeq lists its product as uncharacterized. The transcript has 3 exons. NCBI's taxonomy places the organism in Eukaryota, Metazoa, Arthropoda, Arachnida, Araneae, Araneidae. The coding region runs from base 215 to 865 and encodes 216 amino acids. The record is from RefSeq and is a predicted model, not a curated record.
GCAGGACAAUUUGUAUUGGUCUGGCGACUUGUUUCCUGUGGGUAUUUAGUGAAGCAACUGUCAUUCGCGUUUGUUCUUCAUCGACGGCUCUUAUGUGCUCUGUAACUAAGCUUUAGAAUGUAUUAAAACUCGUACAAAAAAGUAUUUUUUUAAAAGCGUUUAAUAUUUUUCUGUGAUUUCGUCAUUUUUUGUUUUGUUGGAACACUGACUCACCAUGGAAGCACGUCAAAAGUUGAGUGUUAUCUCUCCUGAUUUAUCUUUUGAAUUUAAUUAUGAAGCUCGCAAUGCGUUAGGUGAUAUUAUUAAUUUAUCGAACAACGUCAUCAGACCUGUCAGACCUACGAAAAGAUUAUCCAAGCCAAUGCCUACAGAGCAGAAGAGAAGUAUCUUCAGUUGCUGCCACAAAAAUAGAGCACCACCUCAACCAGCGAAUGCUGAUUUUAUUUUUUAUACAGCCAGUAGCAAGUCUUGUUUGCAGCCUAGAAUGUCUGAAAUCGAUAUUCUUGCAGAUACAAGGAACAGUGUUAUAAGGGUUGAUGAAAACCAAAGGUCUUCAUUAUCUUGUAGCCGUCUCCAUUGGUUAAAAAUUUCUGUUAUUCUUACUUGGAUGCUUCUAGCAAUAGCAACACUGAGCUACAUUGGAGCACGAUACAAUCAAUUAGACGACUUCGCCUCCAUAACAAAAACUAUUGAAGGAUAUAUUAUCCUUGGAGUAAUGUCGGCUGUAGUGAUAGCUGGUAUCAUUCUCUUGAUUCUUGUAGUGACAUACGAAAAAGAGGAAAACUACGAUGAUUGUUAUUUGGAAAGUAUCCGAUAUCCAAGUUCACAUUUUGGCAAUUGUACGUUACUCGAGACUCGAGUGUAAUCUCUUCAAA